Messenger RNA from Miscanthus lutarioriparius, 519 nucleotides. The record is from the annotation of a GenBank genome assembly. Lineage: Eukaryota; Viridiplantae; Streptophyta; Magnoliopsida; Poales; Poaceae.
AUGCCGGUGGUGUGGCGUGGGUUCGUCUUCCUGGGCGGCGUCUCCAGCGGGCAACGGUGUGGACGUGCGGAGGACGGCUCUGACAUCUACGGCAGCUUCCCCGACUUCGCUGGUGGCGAACGUACCAGUGAAGAGCACGAGCUCGUCGGAUCUGGAGUUCUGUGCCUCCUCUUGAUCUGGUCAAGUUCGCCUUUUGCCUCUCCCUCGUCUUCUCCGACGAACUCCUCUGGCGAAGAUCUUGGGAGUUGGUUCUUACCUACCACCUACUCUGGUGGUUUCAUUCCCCUUCUGGGUGUGCCGCCAUCCGGCAUGUGGGGAUUGUUGGUAGCUCUUGAGGCGCCAGAUUCCUUGUACUCCAGCGAUGUGAUGGCCGGCUGCCAUCUUUUUCGGCUUGGGCAUUCAGUGGUCACAAACUUGUGUUCAAUCGUCGGGAUGGAGGUCGGCUUCAAGCUCCAAGUUGCUCUGACCGCCGAUGACGAGGACGACCUGGAGGAUGACUAUGCAAGGACUAUGUUGUAA